AUGCUUAUAGAGAAAUCAUUAUAUAUCUCAAAAUCUUCUUCCAUUUCUCUUCAUAUAUUUACUACAUUAGCAAAACACAAGGUGACAACUCUAAUGGCUUACAAUCUUCUUCUCACCGUCCUCAUAGUACUCGUUUCCCUUUCUCUAGCUUACAGUUAUUUUCAUCCCACAAGAGAUGUUUUGUUUAAACAAGACAAUGAUGAAUCAUACUCUAUGGCCACGAGUGAGCAAGGGUCAUCGAUGAUUGAUGUUGAAGAUCUAGUGAAAGCUCGAGUUCUUGAAGCUCUACUUGCUGGCUCAAAAGUGGUUGUGAAUAAAGCUUCUAACAACACUUCAUCCGAGAGUUCAAAGAAGAAAAAAUAUAAGAGCAGAGUAGUACUACCAUUGGAAGUUUUAGCAAUCAUACUAGCAGUAAUUAUUAUCAUCUGUGUUAUAGACUUUUUCUAUGAGAAGCACAAAACAAAAAAGGCUCAAAGUCUUGGACAAGAGAAAGCAGAUGAAUCAUCGAAAAUUCAGACUUCCAAAACGGAGGAUGUUGUCUAA
Messenger RNA from Raphanus sativus (radish), 543 nucleotides. RefSeq lists its product as uncharacterized. The record is from RefSeq and is a predicted model, not a curated record. Lineage: Eukaryota; Viridiplantae; Streptophyta; Magnoliopsida; Brassicales; Brassicaceae. The transcript is spliced from 4 exons. The coding region runs from base 1 to 543 and encodes 180 amino acids.